CGUAGCCCCGCCCACAUCUGCAGACUCUUUAGACCUCCACCAGCCUCGGUCUGCUCACUCUGAAGCGCAAGGCGAUGGGCUCUUGGAAGAAAGGCCAGAGCUGCUUGGUUCCCGGCUUGCUGCAGAACCAUGCGGCCAUUGUGACCGGCGGGGCCACAGGAAUCGGAAAAGCCAUCGCCAAGGAGCUCCUGCACCUGGGGUGUAAUGUGGUCAUUGCAUCCCGUAAAUUUGACAGACUAAAAUCUGCUGCAGAAGAACUAAAAGCCACUCUGCCUCCCAGCAACAAGGCUCAAGUCAGUCCCAUACAGUGCAACAUCCGGAAAGAAGAGGAGGUGAAUAAUUUGGUGAAAUCUACCUUAGCUCUUUAUGGUAAGAUUGAUUUCUUAGUAAACAAUGGUGGUGGCCAGUUCUUGUCUCCUACUGAAAACAUCAGUUCAAAGGGAUGGAAUGCUGUGAUUGAAACCAACCUGACAGGUACCUUCUAUAUGUGCAAAGCAGUUUACAAUUCCUGGAUGAAAGCACAUGGAGGAUCUAUUGUUAAUAUCAUUAUCCUUCUUAGUGGACAACCAUUAAUGGUUCACAGUGGCGCUGCGAGGGCAGGUGUUUACAAUCUCACCAGGUCCCUAGCUUUGGAAUGGGCCAGCAGUGGAGUAAGAAUCAACUGUGUUGCUCCUGGAUUAAUUUAUUCCCAGACUGCUAUGGACAACUAUCCUGAAGACAUUUUUACAAGUUCCUUUCAGAAAAUCCCAGCUAAACGAAUGGGAGUUCCUGAAGAGGUCUCCUCUGUGGUUUGCUUCCUGCUGUCGCCUGCAGCUUCCUUUGUCACUGGACAGUUGGUGAAUGUGGAUGGGGGCCAGUCUGGGUACAUUCAAACUUACAACAUACCAGAUCAUGACAACUGGCCUGAGGGAGUUUGGGAUGUUUCCACUGUCAAGAAGCUCAAGGAAUCUUUUAAAGAGAAAGCAAAGCUCUAAGCCAAAGAAACAACCACUACAUUUGUUCCAGAGUGCCUUAGCAUCUUGAGAAAGCACAUGUGUACUUUAAAAGCACUUAUAAUUUGUAUGGGGGGAAAAAAUCACUUCUGGUUUUAUGAUAUGAUGAAUUAUAUCUAUGCAAAAAUGAUUCCUUAAAUAUGUGCACUUUUAUGUCCUCAUCACCGUCUUUUAACAUGUUAAAGAUUAAUUUUUUAAGGAAUGGAGAUUAACGCAGUUAAAUGAUCAUACUUCUUAUUUCUAAGAAAGAUGUGAAAAAUGAAAUAAUUUAAAUGAAAAAUAAUUAGAAGAAUCAUCACUCUCAGAAGGUUUUAGUAUGAAAAUAAUGGGAGAAUAUGUAUUUAACUUGUCACAUAAUGGUGAUUAUUACAACUAGAGUUAUAUAACAUCUUAUUUUUGGUGAAAAAUACUUUUGGAUCAAUAAAGCCUUAUGGUAAUUAUCAA
Heterocephalus glaber (naked mole-rat) is the source of this 1436-nucleotide messenger RNA. It is a transcript of the gene Pecr, whose product is annotated as peroxisomal trans-2-enoyl-CoA reductase. The record is from RefSeq and is a predicted model, not a curated record. Gene Ontology annotation, cellular component: peroxisome. Gene Ontology annotation, biological process: phytol metabolic process. Gene Ontology annotation, molecular function: trans-2-enoyl-CoA reductase (NADPH) activity. NCBI's taxonomy places the organism in Eukaryota, Metazoa, Chordata, Mammalia, Rodentia, Bathyergidae.